Messenger RNA from Haliotis rufescens (red abalone), 3068 nucleotides. RefSeq names its product mucolipin-3-like. The record is from RefSeq and is a predicted model, not a curated record. Gene Ontology annotation, molecular function: NAADP-sensitive calcium-release channel activity. Lineage: Eukaryota; Metazoa; Mollusca; Gastropoda; Lepetellida; Haliotidae. The coding region runs from base 115 to 2157 and encodes 680 amino acids. Gene Ontology annotation, cellular component: plasma membrane; lysosomal membrane. The transcript is spliced from 14 exons.
CCGUUAGGCAGGAAGCGCGUGAGUUUGUUUUGAUUUCGACUUGACAGCUCCUUGUGAGCAAGUAUGUAGUAAGCUAACAGCAGCAGAGCCAGUUUUCGCAAUAACAUCUAAAAGAUGAAUCCAUCAAAUAUGCAGCAGAUGAGGAACAGAUCUCCGAGCCCAUAUGGCAGACGACCACAUAGUCACAGCCACACAGGUUCCACUCAAGAAGGCGGAAGGGAAAAGGAUUCUUCCUCGGAUCAUCAUCACCGCCAUGCCCACCACCACCACCACGACAGGUCAAGACCAAGAGUCAAAUCAGCAUCGCUGAAUCUGGGUCAGCGAAAUGAGCUGGAGAGCAUGGCUAACAUAGAGAGUGCAUCAGUACAUGGCAGCAUCAACCAUCAGCAUGAUGAUGACGACAACAUCGGCGAUGACGACAAGGCUGAGCUGCCUAAAGCAGCACCUGUCAACCGGAUUCCGUCCCUGUACACCCCCGGCAUGGAGGACCGACUCAGGAGGAAGCUGAAGGUGUUCUUCAUGGAUCCCUGCAGCAAGUUCCGAGCUAAACGGCAGUGGCCCUGGAAACUAUCUCUGCAAAUACUCAAGAUCAUUCUGGUCACAGUUCAGCUGGUGAUAUUUGGCCAGCAAAGGUCAAGUAUUGUGCAAUAUUUUGAGCGGAAUCAAAUUGCCUUGAAACACAUUUUGAUGAAAGACUGGAACCCCAGUUUUGAGACCCUGCCUUAUCCCCCGGCAACUGGCCAGUAUGCCUUAUACAUGCGCAAGAAUCUACUGGAGCACAUCAACAAUGCCAUGGAACAGUAUUAUAAACUUCCUGACAUAGCCAUUGGUUCAUUUCAAUUACGAAAAGAUGAUAAUGGUACCAUCGCACCAAUGAAGUUCUGCCGUAAUACAUACACAGAGGGCAAGAUCUUUGAUAACAACACAUUCAUCAUUGAUCCUAACGUGUUAUACUCUUGUUUGGAGCUGGUGUGUCCAGAGCAAAUUAAGGACGAGACAGCAUCUUAUAGCUGUGAUAUUGAAGAACUGCUGAAGGCAAGGAAUGCUUCAUUACAGUUUGACAGACUCAUAUCAAUUGAGCUGCACAUGACAAUUCGGUCGUACCACCUGGACCUGUUCACAGCUCACGCUGGACCGGCCUGCUUCAGCUCGGAUGUCCAGAUUAUGUAUGACAACAACGAGCGAGACGGUCAGGUCUUAGUGACCCUCAAUGCUGAUGUCACUGAGUUGCAGUGUCAUGGCCAGAUCUUGUCAGAAGAGUCAUCGUACCGGAGAGGGCUGAUCAUCUAUGAUGCGUUAAUUAUCAUCCUCUGUAUUCUGUCACUCUUCCUGUGUUUGCGCUCAAUAUACAGAGCCCAGGUGCUGAAGCGGCAAACAGUCAAAUUUUUCAUGAACCGGUUUGGGAAAAAGCUCUCCCUGACAGAACAGACUGAUUUCUUAAAUAUGUGGUACAUCCUGAUUGUUGUCAACGAUUCCCUGACUGUCGUCGGUUCCUCCUUCAAGAUACAGCUGGAAGAUCAGAAGUUUUCCAGUUCCUCUAAGAACUAUGACAUUGGCAGCGUGACGCUGGGCGUCGGCUGUCUCAUGGCCUGGAUGGGUGUUCUACGCUACCUUGGCUUCUUCGAGAAAUACAAUAUACUUAUAAUUACACUUAAGAAGGCUUUCCCCAAUGUGUUGAGAUUCCUGGUGUGCACCCUUGCCAUCUAUUUUGGCUUCACGUUCUGUGGGUGGCUGGUGCUAGGACCAUACCACAUGAAGUUCCGCCAUCUCAGCACUGCCUCUGAGUGUCUGUUCUCCCUUGUGAAUGGUGACGACAUGUUCGUGACAUUCUCUGCAACAGAGACAGAUAGUGACCUCAUCUGGUACUUCAGUCGCACCUACCUCUACGUCUUCAUCAGCCUCUUCAUCUACAUCGUCCUCAGUCUCUUCAUCGCAGUCAUCAUGGACACAUACGAGACCAUCAAGCAUUGCUACGAGCACGGCUUCCCCAAGACUGACCUGAUGAAGUUUAUAGAUGAGUGUACUGAGCCCCCAAAUUCCUCCGUGUAUCUCCAGGACAACAAGCCCUGCUGUCUCUUCUCGUGCAUGCCCUGUUGCAAUAGAGAAGAUCCCGAUACUCCUUCAGAGAGGACCCAUCUUCUCAGUCAAUCUAUCUGAGUCCACCUCUGGAGCAGGGAGAGCGCUACAAUCUCACAGUGUGGACUCAGGGACUCACCUUGCCUCUACAGUUUGUGCUAAGGAUCUGCACACACCGACACUACCACAAAGACACUACCACACAGAGCAAGACUGUCAUCACAGAUCAGAGUGGGAGAUGGCAGCCACAGAUGGAGAUGAUGUCACCCGUCAUGGAUGGCGACGAUGUCACAGAUGGUCAUGUCACCCUGUGCCGGGGUCACCAGCAACACAGAUCAGAAUGGGAGAUGGCAGCCACAGAUGGAGAUGAUGUUACCUGUCACGGAUGGCGACGAUGUCACAGAUGGUCAUGUCACCCUGUGACGGGGUCACCAGCAACACAGAGCAACUCAUGUUCACAGUGUCUGAACUUUUGUGAUAGUCAGUUGAUAUUAUAACUGGAAACAUGUUUGUAUACAUUAUACACUUAAUAUAACUAAUUUUGUUUGGAAAAUGAUGUACAUAUAUUUAUGACAUGAACCAUGAUGAAUAUAUUCUUUGCAAUAAGACCUUUUUCUUGUGACUGUGUCAUUUCAGUAGUAUCCACAGAGCUAGGACAUAGUAAUGAUAUUGUCAGGUAGACUGUCACCAUACCUAGGACAUGGCAAUGGUUUUGUCAGGUAGACUGUCAACAUGCCUAGGACAUGGCAAUGAUAUUGUCAGGUAGACUGUCACCAUACCUAGGACAUGGCAAUGAUAUUGUCAGGUAGACUGUCACCAUACCUAGGACAUGGCAAUAAUAUUGUCAGGUAGACUGUCAACAUACCUAGGACAUGGCAAUGAUAUUGUCAGGUAGACUGUCACCAUACCUAGGACAUGGCAAUGGUAUUGUCAGGUAGACUGUCACCAUACCUAGGACAUGGCAAUGAUAUUGUCAGGUAGACUGUCAACAU